UCGUGUGAGAGAAAAACCAGAGAAUCUCUCGGAGGUGCAUCCGCCGUUAGAGAAAUUUCUUACGGUGCAUGCCCGCCUUCCUGGGCUCUGUCGUACGAGGUUGCGAAGCGCAUCGGAGCCGGUGUCCGCGCCAAUCCAAGCAUCAGAAAACAAGAAAGAGAAACUGAGAGAAAAACAAAGAGGUCAUUUGCUCUGCAUAGCUCCCGCUGACACCUGCCUUCGGACCACUGUAGUCUGCCGAUGUGGAGCCUGGAAGACCCCUGCCACUAUGAUGUGUGAGCACACCCACCAAUAAUGGCCCAUAGGAUACACAGUGAAAAUACAGCUGAGGUAGACGUGUUCGUGUACCCUGUCCAUGUCAACCUGCAGACUUUCUCCCGCAAACACAUCUGACUUUUACAAGAUCUCAGUGAUAGUGUGCAGAGAAUGAGGCUGAUGUGGAAAUCCCUGGACAAGAUGAGAUGUCUGAGGAAACGCUCCACUAUUCCUUUCCUCGGCUUCCUCAUCACCUUCCUCCUCUUUCUGAACCUCUACAUUGAAGAUGGCUAUGUGCUGGAAGGGGAUAAAAGGCAACUUAGGGAAACAUCAGUCCACCCUCCAAGCUCAGAACGAUAUGUCCACACCUUCAGAGACCUCAGUAAUUUCUCUGGAACCAUUAAUGUCACAUAUCGCUAUCUCGCUGGUACCCCACUGAACCGCAAGAAGUAUCUGACCAUUGGCUUGUCAUCUGUCAAAAGAAAAAGAGGAAACUACCUCCUGGAGACGAUCAAAUCCAUAUUUGAUCAGUCCAGUUAUGAGGAGCUGAAAGAGAUUGUAGUUGUAGUCCACCUGGCGGACUUUGACCUGGUCUGGUGUGAGAACCUGGUGCAGGAAAUCACCAGGAAGUUUGCUCACCACAUCAUAGCUGGACGUCUUUUGGUAAUCCAAGCUCCAGAGGAGUACUAUCCAUCUCUGGACGGGCUGAAAAGGAACUACAACGACCCGGAGGACAGGGUCCGUUUCCGCUCCAAGCAGAACGUGGACUACGCUUUCCUCCUCAACUUCUGCACAAACCUCUCUCACUUCUACAUGAUGUUAGAGGAUGAUGUGCGCUGCUCCAGGAACUUCCUGACAUCACUGAAGAAGGUGAUCACUUCCAGAGAAGGUUCUUACUGGGUGAUGUUGGAAUUCUCCAAGCUGGGCUACAUCGGGAAGCUGUAUCACUCCAGAGACCUGCCACGCCUGGCUCAUUUCCUCCUCAUGUUCUACCAGGAAAUGCCCUGCGACUGGCUCCUCAUCCACUUCCGAGGUCUCCUGGCACAGAAGGACGUGAUCCGCUUCAAGCCUUCACUGUUCCAGCACAUGGGCUACUAUUCCUCUUACAAAGGUGCAGAGAACAAGCUGAAGGAUGAUGACUUUGAGGAAGACUCCAUAGACAUUCCUGACAACCCCCCUGCCAGCCUUUACACAAACAUCAAUGUCUUUGAAAGCUAUGACGCCACAAAGGCUUACAGCACGGUGGACGAAUACUUUUGGGGGAAACCUCCCUCCACUGGAGAUUUCUUCAUCAUAGUCUUUAACAAAUCUACAAAAAUUAGUAAAAUUAAGAUUGUUACUGGGUCUGAUGACCGGCAGAAUGACAUUCUUCAUCACGGAGCUCUGGAAGUCGGAGAGAAAUUAGUUGGGACUAAAAAAGGGAAACAGUGUUCCUCUUAUAUCACGUUAGGGGAGUUUAAAAAUGGCAACAUUGAGGUUCAUGAUGUAGACCACAAAAUUUCCUUUGACAUUGAGUGCGUACGCAUUGUGGUCACAGCCAGCCAGAAAGAAUGGCUUAUUAUUAGAAGUAUAAGUUUAUGGACUACACAACCCCCCAGCCAAUGAUGACUCUACACAAAGACUUUUAAUAUGUCAUAGAGGCAAAGGUUUUUAUUAUUAUUUAGUAAUGUAUGUAUUUCCAGAUUUAUUUAUUCAUUUUAUAUGUAUUUAUUGAUACUCGUUUUGAUUGCCAAAUCAAUCUAUAGUUUUUUACCUGCAAGUUGUAACCUUAGUGGAGCAUCUUCACAGUCAUUCUCAAGGACUGUUCAGCUGACCUCAAAGUAUUCAUUAACGUGUUUAAAUGUUACAGGAGUCUAUCCAUUUCAGCUUUUGAUAGCCAUCCUUAACAUACGGCUGGGUGAUAUUUCAGUAUCAUUUUUUAGCAGCUUUAAGUAAUAUCAUGUUAUGAUUGUUGCAUUAUUUUUACAAUUCUUCUCUCCCAAAAGAGAAUACGGUUUACAGUUUCAGUAUUUUUGUUUCUGUAAGAAAAUCUCAUGAAAAGACCAAAACCUACUCACUAGUACUUUCUGUCUCCAAUCUGAUGUACAGCAUGAUAUUUCUCAGUGUUGUUAAGCUUAAUUAUUGCCCCAAAUACUUCUGCCCUGUUGUCAUUAACGCUCGCUUAAGCACUAAAUCCAAAAUAAUGUCCCCAAAAUUCACUGUUUGAGUAACAUUUGCUUACAGCACCCAGCAGUAACAGUAAUGGGCUUCUGGCAGAUUGCCUCUGAUUUUGAAAUUUCGGAUCCUUUUGAGAGACUUGAAAGUGUAGUUAUUAGAAGUUCUAGAUUGCACAUUUAAUCUGCUAAAAAUAACUGCGAAAGACAAGCACUGCAUUGAACACCAUCAAGGUCAUAAACGCAUGAUUGUGCGUACAUUUUUUGUUUCAUUCAUAUUUGAUAUAUGUCAGUGUCAGAAACUGUUGAGAUGCUAUUAUGAUCGGUCGUUACACCCAGCCAUCCCAUAAUGAUAAUAAUAAUUAGAGAUGAAAAUAACUAUAAAUUUUUUAAGAAUGUUUUUGAAAGCUUUUCAGAGAGGUGCUUCAUGUGAGUGAUGAACACAGCAGUGUUCUGCUGAUUUACUGCAGUUUCUUCUCAAAGUAUUAUGAAUGACUAAUUAUCAUUAUCAUUGAAG
This is a messenger RNA of Archocentrus centrarchus (flier cichlid), 2925 nucleotides long. It is a transcript of the gene mgat4c, whose product is annotated as mgat4 family member C. Gene Ontology annotation, molecular function: acetylglucosaminyltransferase activity. NCBI's taxonomy places the organism in Eukaryota, Metazoa, Chordata, Actinopteri, Cichliformes, Cichlidae. Gene Ontology annotation, biological process: protein N-linked glycosylation. The transcript has 6 exons. Bases 427 to 1860 code for a protein of 477 amino acids. The record is from RefSeq and is a predicted model, not a curated record.